AUUUUGGAUUUAGUAAAGGGUACACAUUACCAGGUAGCCUGUCAGAAAUACUUCGAGAUGACACAUAAUGUGGAUGAUUGUGGCUUUUCUUUGAAUCAUCCUAAUCAGUUCUUUUAUGAGAGUCAACGUAUUCUAAAUGGAGGUAAAGACAUCAAGAAGGAAGCCGUCCAACCAGAAACCCCUCAACACAAAUCAAAUGUCCAGAAAACCAAGGAUGCAUCAUCUGCUCUGGCCUCUUUAAAUUCCUCUCUGGAAAUGGAUAUGGAGGGACUAGAAGAUUACUUUAGUGAAUGAUUCUUGGGCAGUUUAGGAACCCCUUUCCUCUCUAGCCUUCAUUCCUACCAUUACAAUUCUGCCUGUUUCAACUUUAACUUCUUUCACCCCUCCCCAGUCCGUCCACAUGUAUACACACAUUAGGAAACCAUGCUUGCAGCUAAAAACACAGAACCCCACACUAUGUUUUGCUUUGACA
Propithecus coquereli (Coquerel's sifaka) is the source of this 472-nucleotide messenger RNA. Its product is annotated as DNA primase large subunit-like. The record is from RefSeq and is a predicted model, not a curated record. The transcript has 2 exons. The annotation marks the transcript as partial. Gene Ontology annotation, biological process: DNA replication, synthesis of primer. Lineage: Eukaryota; Metazoa; Chordata; Mammalia; Primates; Indriidae. Gene Ontology annotation, cellular component: alpha DNA polymerase:primase complex.